AUGGCUCCAAAAGCAUCCAAACAAACAGAAUUCAACAAUUCGAUUGAAAAAUCUAUUCAUUCAUAUUUUGAAACUUUAACCCCAAGAUUAAAACUUAUUGAUAUCUUUCUAGCAUUUUUAGUGAUAGUAGCACUUGUGCAAUUUGCUUUCGUUAUAUUGGUUGGUAGUUUCCCAUUCAAUGCGUUUUUAGGUGGUUUUAUCUCAACUGUUGGUCAAUUCGUCUUGACAGUUUCAUUACGUUUACAAUCUGUCCCACAAAACAAAGAAUUUUUCAAAAGAAUUUCUCCAGAACGUGCUCUUGGAGAUUACAUAUUUGCAAGUUUGAUUCUACAUUUCAUCAUUUACCAUUUCAUCAAUUAG
Molecule: messenger RNA, 360 nt
Organism: Hansenula anomala
Lineage: Eukaryota; Fungi; Ascomycota; Saccharomycetes; Phaffomycetales; Wickerhamomycetaceae
Gene: OST2
Product: dolichyl-diphosphooligosaccharide-protein glycotransferase
Exons: 3
Coding region: 1-360 (119 amino acids)
Biological process (GO): protein N-linked glycosylation
Cellular component (GO): membrane; oligosaccharyltransferase complex
Source: RefSeq, a predicted model, not a curated record